AAAUCGGAGUCGGUUGAAGAAUACACUGAAGGACAAGGGAUGGUUGUCUCAAGUGACAAUGAAAAUGUAGUAGAAGAGCCUUUGAAGUACGAAGUAAAUGAAUAUCCAACGAAGUAGUUUGGAGCUGCAGAGAGUCGAGAUUUCUCCUAUUUGGUUGAUGUCUUAACCGAGGCAGGUUUUCAUAGUAGAAACCCAGAUAUACUCUUUAACAGAUGGUACGGCCCUCUCCAGAAACUCCAAUAAGCCCGUCGGUUUUCGAGACACUAGAGAAGAAGUACGGUGAACAAAUAUCUUGGAAGAGAUCGGCGAGGACGCUACUUUUCGACUGCAUAAAUUCGAGUCUAAUAGAAAUUCUGCAGCCAUGUUUAGGAUACCCCAUGUGGGCAAAACCUGUCGCAAGAAGGCUUAGCUAUUUGCAGAGCUCAAAAGAAAUCGAGGAAGAGCUAUACAAGUUGUUGGUUAGCCAAGAAAAGGAAGCCGAAAAUGAAGUAAAGAAGGACUCAGCAGAGAAAGUUAUCGGAAAAGACGUUGAAUGGUUAUCCUUAGGAUACGAUAUCGAAUCAAUCUCAAUAGAAAUAGAGAAUUCAUUGAUUGAUGAACUAGCGGCAGAGAUUGUUAGCCUAUAGAGUUUUUUUUUUCUUUCAAAAUAUAGUUUUCCCCUCAUGGUUUUGGCACACUUUUACAUGCAUCAUCAAAACAAAAAAAUGAGUUGUUUCUUUUUCGAUUUUUCGCAUUCAAAUGUCGCAUUAGCAUGUCAAAGAGGAAGUGAGAGAGACAUAUGCAGGAAAAUUUUU
Molecule: messenger RNA, 794 nt
Organism: Hibiscus syriacus
Lineage: Eukaryota; Viridiplantae; Streptophyta; Magnoliopsida; Malvales; Malvaceae
Exons: 2
Coding region: 213-626 (137 amino acids)
Source: RefSeq, a predicted model, not a curated record